This is a messenger RNA of Dromaius novaehollandiae (emu), 2362 nucleotides long. It is a transcript of the gene TCF24, whose product is annotated as transcription factor 24. The transcript is spliced from 5 exons. Gene Ontology annotation, biological process: developmental process; regulation of transcription by RNA polymerase II. The coding region runs from base 435 to 932 and encodes 165 amino acids. NCBI's taxonomy places the organism in Eukaryota, Metazoa, Chordata, Aves, Casuariiformes, Dromaiidae. The record is from RefSeq and is a predicted model, not a curated record. Gene Ontology annotation, molecular function: DNA-binding transcription factor activity, RNA polymerase II-specific; protein dimerization activity; RNA polymerase II transcription regulatory region sequence-specific DNA binding.
GCUCCGUGAUUAAUGACCCUCCCGCCCGGCAAGGGGCGGUCGCUGCCUCCCGCGCUGGCGGCGGCGGGGCUGGGGGGGAGCCCGGCGGCCAGGUGCGCCCCAGCCCCACCGUACGGACUGGCCGCGCAGUCUUAUAAGAAGACUCCGCGGGGCUGGACGCGACGGGAGGGCUGCAGUGAGCAAACCCGCUCCGCACUGCCUCGUCGAUGCGCGGCCUCGGCCAGGAACGGCCCAGAAUUUCAUCCAAUGUAGCUGUGAAGCUUCUAAGAUACAAGCUCCUACUUCAGAAAGGCACACAAAGAAAUGAGGUUUCUAGGAUAUCACAGAAACACCAGAUCUCCAACACAUGAAAGCCAGGAUCUGUCUGAGAAAUUUAGAAGGUGUGCUUGAAUAAGAGCAACUGGAUCAGGUCCUCCCUACUGGGGAAGUCACCAAUGGACUGUAGACAUUUAUCUGAGAACAGCAAGGAGAUCUCGAGCCCUAGUUCAGAGCCCGAUUCCUUGCUGCCUUCUGUCUCUGGCAGUAAUUCUUGCACCCCCUGCUCAGCUGGGCAGCGGGCCGGAGCAACUCCUGGAAGACCGGCAGCUGCAAAUGCCGCUCGGGAGCGCAGUCGGGUUCAAACCCUGCGCCAUGCCUUUCUAGAGCUACAGAAGACUCUGCCCUCUGUACCACCUGACACCAAGCUCUCCAAGCUGGAUGUACUGCUCCUGGCCACCACCUAUAUCGCACACCUCACCCGUAGCCUUCAGGAUGAGGAAGAGUCACCGGGAGAGGGCUUGGGUACCCUCCGAGGGGAUGGAUACCUGCACCCUGUCAAGAAAUGGCCAAUGCGAUCCAGGUUAUACAUUGGAGCUACAGGGCAGUUUUUGAAUCACUCAGCGCAAGGAGAAAGUGCAAGCCAAGGAGAAACAUCAACAAAUUCACAAAUCUAAUCUCCCUUUUCAUUAUUAAAAAGUUAUUUAUUUCAUCAUAUAUAUUUAAGUUAAAAAACUUAUCUGCAGACAAACUAUAAUUCUUCAAGUACCAUCUAUGGAUGAGAAGGAACUGAUUCUUAAAUGCAGUUAAUGCCUUAUUAACUUAAUCUGAUAUAUCACUGGUUUCUAACAUAGAGGAGAUUGUUGAUAAUUGAAUUGAGGGAAUAGAAGAAGGCAGUUGCACUCAGCACCAACCCAUAAAGCAGCGACAAAGGCAAUACCGCUAACAGAAUAAGUAUUCUUACCCGCUCCAAUGCAAGAAGUUCACAGGAGAGAUGCAGUAUUGGCUAAGUAUAGUGUAGUAAAAGCUUUGAUGAAAAGCAAAUGGCAAGCAGGUCUAAAAAUGCCAAUCAAAAUACCACAUACACUUCUUCACUGCAUGAAACCAAUAGCAGAAAGCUCACUAACUGCAGUCUGGUGAGAGCUUCAUCGUUCAGAUAAUCUUAAAUGUAUGUAGUUUUCCUUUGAAAAUGUGGAUGCAUGCUCACUUUAAGUAAAAAUGUGCUGAAAACUGUCCUACAUACAUACAGUGUUACAUACAACAAACAAACUGCUUUGUAGAUGAAAUGUAGUUACAUAAAAUCAGUAUUGCUUGUAUUGAUUCAUAUUAUUGUGUCGCAUGUUACAGGGUUUAAAAUGUGUUUAAGCGUUACCCCGUACUACUACUUACGUGUUUAGGUAUCAGGAUUUAUUUAUCUUAUUUUUCAUGAGGUUGAUACAUUCAAAUAAAUAAGCCUUAAUACUUGGCUUUGUUCAUAGUACAUUUUUCACUUAAAACAUCUUCUAUAGAUAGGCAAGAGAAGUUGAAACUAAUGCACAGAUACCAUCUAUUGCAUCUGUCCUGUAAAACCUUAUACUUUUCACAUAUUUUUUUGUUACUGCUAAGGUACACAUUUUAUUAAAUAUAAUUCAGUGGACAUUAUUUAUUGAGUUGCAAAAUCUGUAUCACUUGCGUUCCUCAUUGUACAGAAUGAAUAGUUUUUAAUAACAUUGUGCAUUUUUAGUAACUUCUUGCUGAAGACUGCUUUACAAUUUAAGUUUUACAAUGACAUUUGACAGAAAGGGAAAAUUAAUUACUGUCAGGCAUAACCUUUGUAAAAUCAUUUUGUUGCUUUAAUUCUUGAGUCAAAAUUGUGAUCUCUUUCAGAGGUGCGAAGCAUGUCGUUACAAGUUGAGUGUUCAAACCAUAGAAAAUCAGGCCUCAUGUAUCAGAACAUGUAUCCACAUUAGCAGAGCCAUUAGAAAUGGUUGGACAAACCAUCUAGGACAUGUGGGAAGAGUAAAGUAUGAUAAAAGGGUGUGGUAAAAUCAAGAGACCUCUGUCACUCCUGCAACUUUCUGAGUUUUGACAAGUUUAUUCUUUAAAAAUAUACUGCUCUUAAAAAUUC